This is a messenger RNA of Candoia aspera, 4992 nucleotides long. RefSeq names its product Fas associated factor 1 (gene FAF1). The coding region runs from base 344 to 2254 and encodes 636 amino acids. The record is from RefSeq and is a predicted model, not a curated record. Gene Ontology annotation, cellular component: endoplasmic reticulum; nucleus. Gene Ontology annotation, molecular function: NF-kappaB binding; ubiquitin binding. The transcript has 19 exons. NCBI's taxonomy places the organism in Eukaryota, Metazoa, Chordata, Lepidosauria, Squamata, Candoiidae.
GACAGGCAAAAUGUGCGACAGCCGCUUGCAAGGCAAGGAGGAAGCUGGUUUAGAGCCUCUUCGCCUUGUUUAAAGGCAGGGUUGGUUGCUGCCUUGCACUCUUCAGAUUCCAGUUCCCUUCUCCGCCCCUCUAGUGGUCGGGACAGCGGGUUUGGGGAGAGGGAAAGCAUUCGGGGAGCAGACUGAGGGAUUGACCUAAGUUUGGAGUUUAGAUGAGAUCGUAGUCUCCUUUCUUCCCCCCCCACCCCCCCACUCCCUUGAGCCCCGUUCUUGCCAGCAGCAGCCUCCAGGUAUACAGUUCAGGCAGGAGGAGGGGACGUUCCCGGCUGCAUUAGCGUCCAACAUGGAUAGAGAAAUGAUACUGGCUGAUUUUCAGGCAUGUACUGGAAUAGAAAAUAUUGAUGAGGCUAUCACCUUACUUGAACAAAAUAACUGGGAUUUAGUGGCAGCUAUCAAUGGAGUUAUACCACAGGAAAAUGGCAUUUUAGAAAGUGAUUAUAGUGGAGAGUCUUUACAAAGGCCUGCCUAUGGUCCUGCUAGUCAUCCUUCGUCAUCAUCUUCAGCACCUUCCUCCUCGUCUAUAUUUCGCCAUGUAGUGCCAUCCAGACAAAUAGUGGAAAGACAACCACGAAUGCUUGACUUCAGAGUGGAAUACAGAGACCGAAAUGUGGAUGUGGUACUUGAAGACAGUUCUACAGUUGGAGAGAUCAAACAUAUUUUAGAAAAUGAGCUUCAGAUUCCUGCAUCAAAAAUGUUGCUAAAGGGCUGGAAGACUGGAGAUGUAGAUGAUAGUACUAUUCUAAAAACUCUACACUUGCCCAAAAACAACAGCCUCUAUGUCCUAACACCCGACUUGCCGCCACCAUCUUCAUCAAGUCUGCCAGGUGCCCUGCAGGAAUCAUUAAAUCAAAACUUCAUGCUGAUUGUCACCCAUCGAGAAGUCCAGCGGGAGUACAACCUCAACUUCUCAGGAAGCAGUACCAUUCAGGAGGUUAAGCGAAAUGUGUAUGACCUGACUAGCAUCCCUGUUCGUCAUCAGUUGUGGGAAGGCUGGCCUGCUUCUGCUACAGAUGACUCAAUUACUUUAGCAGCCUCAGGAAUCUCUUAUCCUUGCCACCGACUUACAGUUGGAAGAAGGUCUUCACCAGCACAAACUAGAGAACAAUCAGAAGAGCAAUGCACAGAUGUACAUAUGGUUAGUGACAGUGAUGGAGAUGACUUUGAAGAUGCUACAGAAUUUGGAGUGGACGAUGGAGAGAUGUUUGGUAUGGCAUCAUCUGCAUUGAGAAAAUCUCCAAUGAUGCCGGAAAAUGCUGAAAAUGAAGGAGAUGCCUUAUUACAAUUCACAGCAGAAUUUUCUUCAAGAUAUGGUGACUGCCAUCCGGUAUUUUUUAUUGGAUCUUUAGAGGCUGCCUUUCAAGAGGCCUUCUAUGGGAAAGCUAGAGACAGGAAGCUUCUUGCUGUCUACCUCCAUCAGGAUGAAAGUGUGCUGACUAAUGUAUUCUGCUCUCAAAUGCUUUGUGCUGAAUCUAUUGUUUCCUAUCUUAGUCAGAACUUUAUAACAUGGGCAUGGGAUAUGACAAAAGAAGCAAAUCGAGCAAGGUUUCUAACAAUGUGCACAAGACACUUUGGCAGUGUUGUAGCUCAGACUAUUCGGACUCAGAAGACGGAUCAGUUUCCACUGUUCCUUAUUAUUAUGGGAAAACGAUCAUCAAAUGAGGUGUUGAAUGUAAUACAAGGAAACACAACAGUGGAUGAGCUAAUGAUGAGGCUGAUGGCUGCAAUGGAGAUCUUCAGUGCUCAGCAGCAAGAAGACAUAAAGGAUGAGGAUGAACGUGAGGCCCGAGAAAAUGUGAAGAGAGAACAGGAUGAAGCUUAUCGAAUCUCCCUGGAAGCUGACAGAGCAAAAAGGGAAGCACAGGAAAGAGAAAUUGCAGAGCAGUUUCGCUUGGAGCAGAUUAGAAAAGAACAGGAGGAAGAGCGUGAAGCUAUAAGGCUCUCUUUAGAGCAGUCUUUGCCUCCCGAGCCAAAACAGGAGAGCACCGAAUCAGUUAGUAAACUGCGUAUCCGAACACCCAGUGGAGAAUUCUUUGAACGGCGUUUCCUGGCCAGUAGCAAGCUGCAGGUCGUCUUUGAUUUUGUAGCUUCCAAGGGGUACCCCUGGGAAGAGUUCAAGCUACUAGGGACCUUUCCCAGGAGAGAUGUUUUCUUGUUCUUUUUUCUUUUCACAGGUAACCCAGCUGGAUCCAAAUAAAUCAUUAUUGGAGUUGAAAUUGUACCCUCAAGAAACGCUUUUCCUAGAGGCAAAAGAAUAGACAAAGCCAGAUUGGAGGACUAAGUAAUUAUUUGAUAACGAAUAAGGCACGGCGAACGCUUUAUCCAAAUCACUGUGUCCUAUCAUUUAAGUCAGAUCAAUGUCCCAACUCUGCCUCUUUCAAGAAGCUGGGAAGAAUGAAUAAACAUAGCUCCUUAAAAAUUUCCCAUACAUGAGUAUGUGUUUUCAACCUCAUUUAAAAGAGCAGAGAAAAUACUCUGCAACAAACACUGAACACUAUGAGUCUGUUGCUCACUUACCAUCUGGCUUUUGUUAUAAUUAAUGCACUGUUAAAAUGUGAGUGAUUGUCCAGUAGAAUUUUUACUCCUCAAUUACCCCCUUUUUCACCAAGAAUUCUUGGACAUUUCUGCCUGUACUUUUGACACUAGAAUACUGUAUAUUUGAUAUCUUGCUAAACCAGUGCUCUUAUAUAUGUGCAUUUUCUUUCUGUGUUUGAAAUUCGAUUUUGCCACCUAAUUUUUUUAAAAGGCAGAAAAAACAAUAAAUGGGACAUUUUCAUCCUUGGAGAUUAAAUAGUAUUGUAGUAGUAGAAAGCAGAGGGUGUUUUUGUUUUCCCCUGUACUUUCUGACUCUUUCAUAAGAUGUAAGGUUUUGUUUGGAGAAGAUAGCUUGACAUAUAUGCAAGAUAUUUAUUUACUGAUUUUUAUUUUUAUUUUGCUUUGGAUCUCAGUCCAGAUUCAGUUUGGGGAGUAUUUUCCAUUACAUUGCAAUGUGCUGAACUGCUGAUAAUGUGAGUACCUAAAUAAUGUUUUAAAAAAGGGACUGUAGUGAAUGACUGGUACCCAGCUGACAGUUCAGAAAUAAACAGGUAUUGGCUAUCAACUUCCAAAGCAGCACAAAUAGUAGACAUAAAAAUUCUUUGCUCAUCACUGUAGAAGAAAUUACAGGACUCUUCUCCUCCCCCUCUCUUGUUUGUUUCAUUUCAUUUUGCUUUUUGCUUUUUUCCAUUCUGACACUGGUUUGUAUUAUUUUUCUUGCAGUUUUUAAGCACCUUGUUUGUUUCACCAAACAAUAAAAAUGUAAAAUGACAGUGUAUUAAGAAACGUUUCUCUUUUCAGAUUUUGAUUAUGGACCCUGAGAAAUGUGUACUUCUAUCCAAGGGGCUGGUCCUAGAGUUUGGAGCAUUCAGAUCAGCACGCUGCCUAAAGCUACAUCAAAAUAGUUUUGUAAGCUUUUUUUUUUUUUUUAAUAGUAAACUACAGACUCUAGGCCUAGACUGUGACAUACAAAAGCACCGUGGAAAACUCAGCUUCUAAAGAAUAUAUUGGUUUUCCAUUAUUUCUCCAUUUGACAUAUCUUCUUUAUUGUAGCAGACUGCCACCCUAUUGAAAGAAUUAAUACAAAUUGGAAACAAAAUUUAUGCAUUUCUUUCAUCUAAUUCUCUUUUGAGUGGAGUAAUGAAAUUAGAGUAUAACUAUUUUAAGUGUUUAAGGGUACAGAUAUAUUAUUUUUAUCGAAUAUGGAAAAGGUGUAGAAGUGGAGGAAUAUGAGUCUUAUAAAAUUCUGUUAGUGAAUUCACAUAGGACAUAUAUUAGAAGAACUAAUGUAUUUGUGUCAACUGGAAUUGUUGUAUGUGUGGUAUGUUUUAAUCACCUACAGUACACACAAAUAAAUAAAUAAAUUCUCAAAUUGCCAAGGGAAGAAAAGGGUAAUGGAAAAACUCAACUGCUUACCUACAAGUUGAAAAUGGAGAUAACAAAGUUUUUUUUGAUACAUAAGUAGGAGAAUGGAACCUAGCUUAUGUAAAGAGUAUAGGUCCCAUGGAUUUCAUUUAGAAAAAAGGGCAUGCUUAAUUUUUUCAGGGGAAUCAAUGGGGCUUCACAGUGCUUUACAGCAUGCAUAAAAACUAUUUAAUCACCAAUAACAAGGCUGUGAUGUACACAUCUUAACCAAAUAGUCCCAUUAUUGUAGAAGCAAAUGGAUUUUAGACUGUAACUUUAAUUAGCAGAUAUUGAAGAUGCCCUUUCACGUUGUUUAUUUUUCCUUUUAAAUAUACUUUUUGCUGAAAUGUCAAUAUGCAUUGUAUUGGAUACAGAGGUGACCAUCUGGGAACGGAAGGGUUGUUUCUGUUGGCAGGUUUUCAGAAGCAUGGGAAACUUCAGUGAGCAGCAAGUAUCAGGGAAAGUUGCUUUAGCUAGACAUUAUCUUUAAUCAGUUUUUAAAGUAAAUUUUAAUCUCCUUCUGAUCCAUUCUGUCCCAUGCUUCUCUUUUACCCAUUCUAACUUCAGUAUUUGUUUAUAUCAGAUGAGAAAAAAAAGUGUCAUUUGUCACAGCUUAAAAAAUGAGGUCCUGAACUGAGGUACAGACUAGGCUCUAGAUUAGCUCAAUAUGUGGUUCUUCUGAGUGGGAGUUUUCAGUGAAUUAAGGCAAAUGUCUUGAUGGUUGUCAGAAAUGAUCACUGUUCCAUAUUUCAAACAAUUAGUUUCCUAUAUCCUUCCACAAUUUGAUCAGCAUUUGUGGACACGUUAAUACUUUGUGGCUGGUAAUGUAGAAUCCAACAUGACAUUGGUUUCAGUCUCCUUUGUGCAAUCCAGUUAUCAUUUUGGCCACAUAAAAGUGCUCAUCUACUGUUGCUGUUCUCUUUGAAUCAGUGAGUCAUCUUCUUGGAGGGCUGCAAAGUUAUAUCUUCCUCUUGAAAUAAAAUAUUGAUAAUGAUU